AUGUCCUCCCUCAAGCAGUUCAUUCGCAAUGUCCGCGCCGCCAAGACAAUCGCCGACGAGCGCGCAGUGGUACAGAAGGAGAGCGCCGCCAUCAGAGCCAGCUUCAGAGAAGAAAGCAACAAUUCAGACGUGCGACGGAACAAUGUUGCCAAACUGCUAUACCUUUUUACUCUCGGCGAAAGGACACAUUUCGGGCAGAUAGAAUGUCUGAAGCUACUGGCCUCACCGCGCUUCGCAGACAAGCGGUUGGGCUACUUGGGCACGAUGUUACUGCUUGAUGAGAACCAGGAAGUGCUUACGCUGGUCACGAACUCGUUGAAGAAUGAUUUGAAUCACAACAACCAGUAUGUGGUGGGACUGGCACUAUGUACCCUUGGCAAUAUUGCAUCUGUUGAGAUGUCGAGAGAUCUGUUUCCGGAGGUGGAGACCAUAUUGGCCAGCAGCAAUCCAUAUAUCAGGCGCAAGGCAGCAUUGUGCGCAAUGCGCAUAUGUCGGAAAGUGCCGGACUUGCAGGAGCAUUUUAUUGACAAGGCGAAGUUACUGUUGAACGAUCGGAACCAUGGUGUCCUGCUUAGCGGCCUGACACUCGUCGUCAGCAUGUGUGAGGCAGAUGAGGAGGAAGGUGGAGAGCAGGGGAUCGUGGAGAUGUUCAGGCCUUUGACAGGUAGCUUGGUGAAGGUGCUGAAGGGUCUGUCACAGUCUGGAUACGCACCGGAGCACGAUGUCACUGGCAUCACGGAUCCUUUCUUGCAAGUCAAGAUCUUGCGACUACUAAGAGUGCUUGGCAGGGGUGAUGUGCAGGUCAGCGAGCAGAUCAACGACAUUCUGGCACAGGUAGCGACGAACACCGAAUCGUCGAAGAAUGUUGGUAACUCGAUCUUGUACGAGGCCGUGCUCACCAUUCUGGACAUCGAAGCCGACUCUGGUUUGCGAGUACUGGGUGUCAAUAUACUUGGCAAGUUUCUCACUAACAAAGACAACAAUAUCCGAUACGUUGCUCUGAAUACCCUUCUGAAAGUCGUCGCCAUUGAGCCGAACGCCGUUCAGCGACACCGGAACACGAUCCUAGACUGCUUGCGAGACCCAGACAUCAGUAUUCGGAGGCGCGCGCUUGACCUCAGCUUUACCUUGAUCAAUGAGUCAAACGUACGCGUGCUCAUCCGAGAGCUACUUGCCUUCCUCGAGGUUGCCGAUACGGAAUUCAAGUCCAUCAUGACCACACAAAUUGGCAUUGCUGCUGAUCAGUAUGCUCCAAACAAAAGAUGGCACGCCGACACUAUGCUCCGAGUACUGAAGCUGGCCGGCAAUUAUGUCAAGGAGCAGAUCUUGUCGUCUUUCGUGCGACUCAUUGCGACCACUCCAGAACUUCAAACAUACUGUGCACAAAAGCUAUACGCAUCACUACGAGACGACAUUAGCCAGGAAGGCCUCAACCUCGCAGGUGCGUGGGUGAUUGGUGAGUAUGGCGAUGCUCUGAUCCGUGGUGGCUCAUAUGAAGAAGAGAAUCUGGUGAAGGAAGUGAGGGAAAGCGAGAUCGUUGAUCUUUUCACCGCCAUUCUCAACUCCAGCUACUCUGGCCAAAUCGUGACGGAGUAUAUUAUUACUGCGACUAUCAAACUUACGACUCGAAUGCAAGAUGCCGCGCAAGUCGAUAGAUUACGAAGACUGCUUCUGAACAGACAGACUGAUCUGGACGUUGAGGUGCAGCAGCGAUCGGUCGAGUAUGGCAAUUUGUUCGGAUAUGAUGAGGUACGGCGUGGUGUACUAGAGCGCAUGCCACCUCCUGAGAUCAGAGAAGAGCAUCGUGUACUUGGCGAGGCGUCGAAGAAGCGGCACAGCAAGUUACCAGCUGCUAAGAAGAAGGCUAGUCAGAUCACCGAGAACGACCUUCUGGACCUGAUGGGCGGUGACUCGACUAUGCCUGCUUCGGAGAGCAGCGCCAUCAUCAACGGAAACCAACACAACGCCAGCGCAGAUUUAUUGGCAGAUAUACUCGGCGGCGACAAUACAAUGUCUUCGCCCGUUGAGCAAUCGAGUAGUCAACUCUCGAAUGGCCAAGCGCGGCCUCAAGGCAAUAUGAACUCGAUAAUGGACCUCUUCGACUCCCAACCCUCCGGUAACGGCGUAUCCGCAUCAGCGGCACCAUCAAACGACAUCCUCAGUGGCUUCGGCUCUCCAGCUCCUGCACCUCAGCAAACUCAGCAAUCACAAGGAACAUCGCAUACAGCAUAUAAUAAGAACGACCUCUUCCUCAUAUUCACCGUGCAACGAAGUCCACAAGCUGUACAAGUUCUCGCGCGUUUUAAGAACCAAUCAGCUUUCGAGUCCUUCAGUGCUGUCAAUCUGCAGGCUGCCGUGCCCAAAACGCAGAAGUUGCAGCUGCAGGCGAUUUCUUCUGCGGAGCUUGAAGCGGGUGGGGAUGCGACGCAGCAGAUGAGGGUUACAGGUGUCAAUGGCCCUCCCCCGCCACGAUUGCGCUUGCGACUCAAGGUCACAUAUGCGAAAGGUGGUACGGCGCCGACAACAGAGCAGGUCGACUGGUCGGAGCCGACUUGA
Recurvomyces mirabilis is the source of this 2556-nucleotide messenger RNA. It is a transcript of the gene APL4, whose product is annotated as clathrin associated protein complex large subunit. Gene Ontology annotation, molecular function: clathrin-cargo adaptor activity. The coding region runs from base 1 to 2556 and encodes 851 amino acids. Gene Ontology annotation, biological process: intracellular protein transport; Golgi to vacuole transport. NCBI's taxonomy places the organism in Eukaryota, Fungi, Ascomycota, Dothideomycetes, Mycosphaerellales, Teratosphaeriaceae. The record is from RefSeq and is a predicted model, not a curated record. Gene Ontology annotation, cellular component: Golgi apparatus; AP-1 adaptor complex; membrane coat. The transcript is spliced from 2 exons.